AUGAUUAUCUUUUCAAUUCCCUUUGCCAUAUUACAAGUUUAUUUUCUAAUCAGUGCCAAUUGGAUCAAAGAUGCCUAUCGUCAAACACUAGAACAACUUAUCCUACUUUUUUUUAAUGUCUUCUUGACUGUACUUUAUGCGGAUUCAUUUUAUUGCUAUUGUGCAGCUUCAAAACGUUACAGAAUACAAGUUUUGAAUGCUUUAAAAUACUUAUUUGCAUGUGAAAACCAAAGAAGAAAUCGUGUCGUGCCAGUUGGAGAAUCUCUGCAUUUGACAGCAACACUUCAACAGCAAGGAACAACUGUUCAUUGA
Messenger RNA from Adineta steineri, 312 nucleotides. The record is from the annotation of a GenBank genome assembly. Lineage: Eukaryota; Metazoa; Rotifera; Eurotatoria; Adinetida; Adinetidae.